Vitis riparia (riverbank grape) is the source of this 1920-nucleotide messenger RNA. RefSeq names its product AP-2 complex subunit mu. Lineage: Eukaryota; Viridiplantae; Streptophyta; Magnoliopsida; Vitales; Vitaceae. Gene Ontology annotation, cellular component: cytoplasmic vesicle; clathrin adaptor complex. The transcript is spliced from 13 exons. The coding region runs from base 165 to 1481 and encodes 438 amino acids. Gene Ontology annotation, biological process: intracellular protein transport; endocytosis. The record is from RefSeq and is a predicted model, not a curated record.
UCAAUUGCGCUGAGUGCAACUCUCGUUUGGGAGAGUUGAGCUCGUCAUCUCCAGAGCUUGUGAUCCAACCCAAUCGAAACGACGUCGUUGAAACAAGGCCUCAACCACCGCAGAUCUGAACCCCAUUCCUUGAUCUGUUUGGCAUCGGAUCCACUGGAUCGGAGAUGCCGGUGGCUGCUUCCGCUAUCUACUUCUUGAAUCUCCGGGGCGACGUCCUCAUCAAUCGCCUCUAUCGCGACGAUGUCGGGGGAAACAUGGUGGAUGCCUUUCGGAUGCAUAUAAUGCAAACAAAAGAACUUGGCACAUGUCCUGUGCGGCAGAUUGGAGGUUGCUCUUUCUUUUAUAUGAGAAUCAGCAAUGUGUACAUUGUGAUUGUGGUCAGCAGCAAUGCCAAUGUAGCUUGUGCAUUCAAGUUUGUUGUUGAGGCUGUUGCGCUGUUCAAAUCUUAUUUUGGUGGGGCUUUUGAUGAAGAUGCUAUUCGUAACAACUUUGUUCUGAUUUAUGAGCUAUUGGAUGAAAUCAUGGACUUUGGUUAUCCACAAAAUCUUUCUCCAGAAAUUUUGAAGCUCUACAUCACCCAAGAAGGAGUUCGGUCUCCAUUCUCAUCCAAGCCUUCAGAUAAACCAGUCCCCAAUGCAACUUUACAAGUUACAGGUGCUGUUGGUUGGAGGAGAGAGGGCCUUGUUUAUAAAAAGAAUGAGGUGUUUCUGGAUAUUGUGGAAAGUGUUAAUCUUCUAAUGUCUUCCAAAGGUAGCGUUCUACGCUGUGAUGUAACUGGAAAAAUUCUAAUGAAAUGCUUCCUCUCUGGAAUGCCUGAUUUGAAGUUGGGUUUAAAUGAUAAAAUUGGCCUUGAGAAAGAGUCCCAACUUAAAUCCCGUCCUGCUAAAAGUGGCAAAACCAUUGAGCUUGAUGAUGUUACUUUCCACCAGUGCGUAAAUUUGACGAGGUUUAACUCAGAAAAGACCGUCAGUUUUGUGCCACCAGAUGGUGAAUUUGAAUUGAUGAAGUAUCGUAUCACCGAGGGUGUAAAUCUUCCAUUCCGAGUAUUGCCAACAAUUAAGGAACUGGGUCGGACACGCAUGGAAGUGAAUGUCAAGGUCAAGAGUGUAUUUGGUGCAAAAAUGUUUGCUCUUGGAGUUGUUAUUAAGAUUCCAGUACCAAAGCAGACAGCAAAAACGAGUUUCCAAGUUACAUCAGGUCGAGCAAAGUAUAAUGCUGCUACUGAUUGUUUGAUCUGGAAGAUAAGAAAGUUUCCUGGACAAACUGAGCCAACAAUGAGUGCAGAAGUAGAGUUGAUUUCCACGAUGGCAGAAAAGAAGUCUUGGACCAGGCCACCGAUUCAGAUGGAAUUCCAGGUUCCCAUGUUUACAGCAUCUGGUUUACGCGUUCGGUUUCUUAAGGUCUGGGAGAAGAGCGGGUACAAUACCGUUGAGUGGGUGCGCUAUAUUACCAAAGCCGGUUCAUAUGAAAUUAGGUGCUAGAGUUGUGAAAUGCAGGUGUGAGGCUUCUUAGAAGACAUGAUCAGGGUGGAGAAAUGGAAACAUGUACUAGCAGCUGGGGUGGGUUGUAAGGAUUUAUGCCAUAAUUUUGCUCACGUGGACAUGGUGAAGUAGCUUCCAGUCAUCCCUCUCAAAAGAUGCUGCUUCCAAUCUAGUUUCUUGUAUUAUCCAGGCACUUGUCAUUUAUGGUAGCAGUGUUCUGUCAAUAUAUUUGAUUAUUUGGAGUGGAAAACUGAUAUUGUGAUUUGGUUUUUGUGUUGUAAAGGCUAUAUGUAGUCCUAUCUCAAAAACACUGAAUAUUUUCUACUACUACACUCUGCAACAAUUUUUUUUUUUUUCCUUUUAAAAAGGUUUGAUCUCAUAUUUGUCACAAAUAAAAGAUUGUCCAAUUGCUUUGGAGUUGGGGUCUUGGAACCUGCCA